Tympanuchus pallidicinctus (lesser prairie-chicken) is the source of this 5550-nucleotide messenger RNA. It is a transcript of the gene WNT9A, whose product is annotated as Wnt family member 9A. Gene Ontology annotation, molecular function: frizzled binding; cytokine activity. The record is from RefSeq and is a predicted model, not a curated record. The coding region runs from base 36 to 1127 and encodes 363 amino acids. NCBI's taxonomy places the organism in Eukaryota, Metazoa, Chordata, Aves, Galliformes, Phasianidae. Gene Ontology annotation, biological process: neuron differentiation; canonical Wnt signaling pathway; multicellular organism development. Gene Ontology annotation, cellular component: extracellular region. The transcript has 4 exons.
GGGAACGAGAUGAGCAGCGCCGGAGCCGCUGCAAGAUGCUGGAUGGACACGUCCUGCUGGGAUGGCUCUCCUCCUGCGCGCUUCUAGGGCUGCUAGCCUGCACCCCGCGGCCCUCCGCCGCCUACUUCGGGCUGACGGGCAACGAACCCCUGACCAUCCUCCCUCUGACCUCAGAAAUGGAGGAAGCUGCCGUCAAAGCCCACUACAAAGUCUGUGACCGCCUGAAGCUGGAGAAGAAGCAGCGCAGGAUGUGCCGGCGGGACCCCGGCGUGGCAGAGACCCUGAUGGAGGCCAUCAGCAUGAGUGCACUGGAGUGCCAGUACCAGUUUCGCUUUGAGCGUUGGAAUUGCACCCUGGAGGGCCGCUACCGGGCCAGCUUGCUAAAGAGAGGUUUCAAGGAGACGGCCUUCCUCUACGCCAUUUCCUCUGCAGGGCUGACACACGCUAUGGCCAAAGCGUGCAGCGCGGGCCGGAUGGAGCGCUGCACCUGUGACGAGGCUCCUGACCUGGAGAACCGCGAGGCUUGGCAGUGGGGUGGCUGCGGUGACAACCUGAAAUACAGCAACAAGUUUGUCAAGGAGUUCUUGGGGAGGAAGCCCAACAAGGACCUGAGAGCCAGGGUGGAUUUCCACAAUAACCUCGUGGGCAUGAAGGUCAUCAAAGCUGGUGUGGAGACAACCUGUAAGUGCCACGGUGUGUCUGGGUCCUGCACUGUCCGAACGUGCUGGAGGCAGCUCUCUCCAUUCCACGAAAUAGGGAAGCAGCUGAAGCAGAAGUACGAGACGUCGCUCAAAGUGGGCAGCACUACCAACGAGGCCACGGGGGAAGGAGACAUUUCCCCACCCAAGAAAUCCAUCCCCGGUCACAGUGAUCAAAUCCCAAGGACUACGGAUCUUGUCUACAUUGACGAUUCCCCAAGCUUUUGUCUGAUGAGCAGAUACUCGCCCGGGACUUCGGGAAGGAAAUGUUACAAAGACAAGAACUGUGACAGCAUCUGCUGUGGGCGAGGGCACAAUACGCAGAGCCGGGUGGUCACUCGGCCGUGCCAGUGCCAGGUCCGUUGGUGCUGCUACGUGGAAUGCAAGCAAUGCACCCAGAGAGAGGAGGUUUACACCUGUAAAGACUGACACAUCUGCCCGAUGGCGACCCUCGGCGGCGGGCGAUCACGAUCUAUGAGAACUACAUAUGGAGACAAACAGGGUUUGAUUGACCUUCUGGGAUCUGAAAGCUAUGUUGAGACAUAAGCACUUUGUAGGGUACAGGUGACCCAGCUGUGUUGCUGUUUUGUUUUUCUUUUGUUUUGUUUUGUUUUGUUUUUUUUUCCUGUAGACUGAAUUCUAAUGAGGUCCAACCAUGUGGAAAUAAGUGCCUGUCACACUGGGGCUAGACACCAGUUGACCUUUACCUUCGUCGUCCAUGCAGUUGGAUGGAUCAUUUCUCCUUGGAACAUCAUGAUUGUUUCAUCAGUCCUCCAUAAACUUCUGAGCUGAUUAAUUCUUUCUGGAAUAAUUAACCUAUAUUGCUUUAUUCCUGAAGCUUACCCAGCGGCUUAGAGAGCUGGACAGAUUAAAAAAAAAAAAAAAAAAAAAAAAAAAGAUCUUUCUGCUUUGAAUGCAAAGGUAUGAAGACACAAGAAGUGAUCAUUUUUUCCCUCUUCUAAAGCUGAGGAGAAGGAAGGGUGCAGUAAGCAAAAACAGCCCUUGUAGAGGUUGUUCCUCUAAUGACACUUCUGCACAUCCAGCAAACAAGGCUCUGACAAAGAGGCCCACUUGGAUGGUAAGCUUUUUAAUGACAGCUCCAUAUCCACGUGCUUUAAUCACUAAAUACAGUCGGGUCCACCAUGUUGCAGAUGGCAAUAUAUCCAAGAAAGAGGUUGGGAAGACAUUAUGAUACCAGAUGUGCCUGUCCCCUUCAGUCCUUCAGUCGUCUUAUUUUUUUUUCAUACAGUUUCUUCAAAUGCAGUUCCUUCAGCACUAUCACUGUCUUAAUUUUUAUUUAAAAAAACAACCAAACAAACCACUAGAUAAUUUUAUUUUCCCUUUGUGCAUGGCAUUUUUCUCUCCUCUUCCCACCUCUUAAUGAUUGAAUUCACCCUGUGGAAAUUGCUUCAGAAAUCUAAACUGGAACUUUUUAGUCUUAUGUCAGCUGAAUUUGGACAUGUAUUUUUGAGGAGGACAAGAGAAAUUCCAGUGCAUCUUGGAAUGCAGCAAUGUCUCGCAUUGUAUAGCAGCUGUUUUGGACUGGAUCGGACCUUUGGAGGAUUUGACUUUUCUUUUACUAGGUCAUCAUUCCAUUUACUCUUAACUACAGCAUUGGUACAUGACACAAGCUGUAUAACCCUAUGACCUUAAGAUUUGUUUUAACCACUAGAUUGAGAACUGUAUUUUAAAAAUACAGUUGCUAAAUGGUAACCAACUGUUGGAUUUGGAACAUCUUAUCAACACAAAGACAACCCAGCAAGUGGCCAGAGAAGCCAGAAGUCAACUGCAGAGGUAGAUUGCUCUGAUGCUGUGAAAUAGAUGACAAUCUUCAGCAGUUCUUUUUCCCUUUGAAGAGGAUAUUUUCAAUCCAGGACUUGAUGCUAUAAUAUCUGUUAGUCAUAUAAAAGUGCUUCUGGGAUUGGAAGUGGCUGAUGAAUGCCUCAACAAAGCUUUCUGAGGAAACACUGGAGAGCGGAGGGCAUUGUAUUGUAUUUUUAUAUCAGCUUUUGAUUGUCCAGUAGUAGCAAUUUCCACCCAUUUUAUACUGACCAUUGAUCUGGUUCUCAAAAGAGGAAAGCUGGUGGAGUUUUUCAAGUAGUAGUAGAGGUUGGCCAAGCAAAAAGAGAGCAGUUUUUCAAGAUGGACCAUUAUUUUUCAAGGCAUUGUGUUGUUUUCUUUUCUUUUUUUUUUUUUAAACUUUCUUUUUUCUUUUUUUUUUUUUUUUCUUUCCCCAAACAAUAGCCACUAAUAUUUAAACUGUUUAUGUGCAUCUACUGGGAGGAAAAAAGGUUAUUUUUUUUUUUCUUGGUAACAGAUAACUGCAGCCCAACCUGACUUAUUGGCAUCAAAUCUAGAGGUAGGGAACUCGGGAGGGACAGGAGGUUACUUUUAGUAGUGCUGUGGUCCUGCAAAGUAAAGCAUACUGGCUAUUUUUUUGAUAUUUGUUUAUUUGCUGUACAAAUCUGGAGAUUGUGGUAGUGCUGUAGAAGGAGUAAUCCACACGAGGAGUGGUGCACACACAGUAUUUGUCCCUUCCACCAUGACAGAUGCCUGGUGGAGCAUCCGAGGAAGGUCUCACGGCUUCUGGGAGAUGCACCUCUUUGAAAGUCACUCGCAAGCAGUUUAUCUAAUGGUUUAAAAAACAAACUGACUAGAAACCUAUUACUCAGUGUCUGCAUGCGAGUAUGUAUCUACGCUCAUGCAGACACAUAAAUAAAUAUAUAAAGAUUGAACGAACAUUUAUUUAUUUUAAAGCCCUUCAGAAGGACCUUCUUAUGGUUUCAAUGUGGUAUUAUGUUAAAUUCUUUCUCCCUCUCUCUCGCACGCACACACACACAUGUGCAUAUGUGCAAACUCUUCGUUUCGUUUUGUUUUUGUGUGUGUGUAUGUGUGUGCUAGGAUAGCUCUUCCCCUCCAAAGUAAGGCUGGAUCCAAACCUGCCCAAAACAUGAGGGUUUGUGGAUCUGAAUUACUAUUUCUGGCCCAGUUCUUUUUUUUACAUAUUUGUUCUUUGUUAAAUAUUGGGCCACAACUUAUGUGCAUUAUUAUUAUUAUUAUUAAUUAUUAUUAUUAUUAUUGUUGUAUUUAAACCGUGGGCCUCAUCUUCCUUCUUUUCACUGGUGUCUCUGUCUCCGUUGACCUCGCUGGAGUAACUCCACAUUGCACUGGUGUGAGAGGAGAAUGAGUCCCUAGAUGCAGAAGAGAGGGCAGAGCUGGCAUGGAUAUCAUUGUAGAGAAAAUACCUGUGUCUGUGGGGUAGGGUAGCAUGGUGUGUUAGGGGGGAGAGAGAUGGGUGGGCAAUGAGCAGGCUGCCAAAGCUAGACUAGAAGAACGAGGCAAAGAGUGAAUGAACUACUGAGUGAAAGAGCUCUUCUGUGUAUUAUAAUUCACGCACUGAAGCCUGGAUGCUUUCUGUAAGUAUUUAAAAACAAAAACAAAAAAAAACAAAAACACCCUAAAAACAAACAAACAAAUGAAAAAAAAAAAAAAAAAAGCAUUAAAAAAAAAAAACAAACACACAAAAACAAACAAAUUGUAUUUAUGUUAAUGUGGAUAUAUUACUUGCCUGUUGUAUAUUGUAAAUAGCGAGGUUUAUUCUCCUGUGGUUAAAAAGAAAUAAUUAUAAAUGACUAAAUAGUAGCGAGGCACAUGUGUUAAAUGUAUAGGCAGUGUAUAAAAUGUACUAACACUCUGAAAUCAGGAGAACUUGUCUUCUUGGCCUUUUGACCUAGGGUGGUAAAACAUAUGUGGGUUAUUCCUCUUCUCCCCUCACCUUGUUGUGUGUGUUCCUUGGGUGGCACGGGGGGAUGUUUAACUCCAGCAUUUUCCGAUGUUUGCCUUAUCUUUGAAGAAAGAAUUUGGGGAAAAAAGCUUGUUUUGGAAGAAUCCCAUGGAGCUCGAGUGGCAUUGAGGCGUGAGCAGGUAGAAGGAAUAUUGGUAAACCUGCUCAAAACUCUUUUGAGAUCUUAGUCUGGGUUUUCUGCAGGAAACCCUGAAGGCCUCUGUCAGACACUGACUGCUUCCUUUGGGCUACAGCUGUUUCAUAUUGGAUUUUUCCAGAGAGGCUAAUUCUACCCCCACACCAUUGGAUCUCCAGUGCAAUUCAAUGAAAUUGCUCAUAUUUGCAAAACUACUAUAGGAGUCGAUUUGGGAAUCUUUCAUGAUAUCACUUCAUAAAAACGAAACAAAACCACAAACGAGUGCAAAGCAACUUUUUCUCUUCUUCCCCCCUCUCUGCCCCCGAGAAACAGAUUUUUGCAGUAAAUGUAACUGGAGAAGGAUAGAUGGGUGUAGGGGAGGUCUGUGGCUUCUGAUCUCCUUUCACCUCCUAUCCCCCAAAAGUGUCAAAGUGUUGGUUCUCCUGAGCUGAUCCAGCAAGACUUGCAAGAUCAGUUUUGGGUUGGGGGAGGGGAGGGGGGUGCAACCAUUAUUUAUAUAACUUUUUUAUUAUUUUUUUUUUUAAAGAGAAGUUAGCUGAUGGAAGAAUAUUUUUAUUGAAUAGUGCAUUUAGUUAUGUCAGAAAUAUAAAUAUAUAUAUAUAUAAUAUUUUUGUAAACAAGGCAAACUGAAAACGUUUGCUGUUUUAUAUUAGAAUUUUCUAUUAAAAGAAAUAAAAAAAAAAAACCCCACACAAAUAAUUGUUGCACCCGUCAUCUGUUUUUUAACAAGCUUCUAUUCUUUUGACUGACUCAUAUAUAUUGGAUGUGGAGAUGUGCAAAACGAAUCCUCAACGUUACAUUCUCAUUGUCUUCCAGCUCCCAAAAGACUCCAUUUGGUGAAAUGAGACAUGUUUAAAGGGGAUUUUUUUUUAUGGACACUGAAAAUGAAUAAUGGAGAUGAACAGAAUUGA